CAAGGCUCAAUGACAGCCACAACGAGCAAGUAGAGCUCCCUCGGACUGCGCCGCCCACACACCACCGGCACCCACACAAGAAGCACCGCGGGGAGCUGGUGGGUCUGGUGCGGUGCGGCAAGUGCUCGCUGGCAAGCGAUGCUGCGCGAGGCUGCACGGAGUCGGGAUGGGCGGAGUGAUCGUCUCCAAUGCCAAGGAGUGUGGCCAGUCAACCGAUACGUUUGUCGACUCGCCAGGCAGCUUCAAUAUCCCGGUAGCCUUUGUCUCGGACAAGGCCAGCCAGGAAAUUGCUGCAAUGGGAGCGCAGAUCUCUAAGGCUGCCAGCAGCACCAGCACUGAGUCGUUUGUGUAUGUGCUGCCUCAGGGCAUCGGCCGCGUGCUGGUCAUCAUGUAUGCGACUGUGGGCGGAGUGGUCUUGGUGUCGAUGGCGUACUUUACGCUCAUCACAGCGACCAUGUUUAUGCCGCAGACUCAGCCAUUGGACGAGGAGACGCUGGAGAAGCUGCCAUUGGUAGCCGCAGAGUGGACCGACCGGGCACAGUCGGAGUCGCAUCACGUGGAGGUGUAUGAGGCGGCGGAUGCCUGGCAGGUCGUGAUCCAGCGCCAUGGCGCGGGGUCGUAUUCAUUUACCAGCGAGCAGGCGUGCGCCAUCUGCCUGGACCCGUACGUGCAUAAUGCGUGUCUGCGAGUACUGCCGUGCCGACACGCCUUCCACAAGACGUGCAUAGACGCGUGGCUGAUGUGCGACGACAUCACCUUCCACUGCCCAAUCUGCAAGGCCAGCAUUUAUGACGGCCUCCGCGAUCUAGACAGGCUGGGCUAUGGCGAAAUCCUGCGCAAAAUGCACGCUGACGAGGUCGUGCAGCAGCCCUGGGGACUUGUGUAUGUUUGUCGAGUCGCUGCAUGGGCUGGCAGGGCUUUCAAGGGCCGCCCGGGGUCCUCUGAGCACUGAGCCUGCAGCCAAUUCUGUAAUUUUUUAACUGUACAAUAAAUCCGAUGCUCGCCGCA
Messenger RNA from Linderina pennispora, 1008 nucleotides. RefSeq lists its product as uncharacterized. Gene Ontology annotation, biological process: ubiquitin-dependent protein catabolic process. The transcript is spliced from 4 exons. Gene Ontology annotation, molecular function: ubiquitin protein ligase activity. The coding region runs from base 167 to 952 and encodes 261 amino acids. Gene Ontology annotation, cellular component: cytoplasm. Lineage: Eukaryota; Fungi; Kickxellomycota; Kickxellomycetes; Kickxellales; Kickxellaceae. The record is from RefSeq and is a predicted model, not a curated record.